CCUCCCCCAAAUACAUCACGCCUGCUCCACCGCCCUCAGCAACGACGGCAAAGCGUCUCUUCCGCUCUUUUAUUGAUUUCUGGAAUGUCCUCGACACUCAUCGAGACAUUUGAGACGCGUCCGGCCUUUGCAGAGGUCGCGCAAUGGCAGGCGAGCGCCGAGCAAGGCGCGUCACUGCUGCUUACCCCGCAAGUCGAGGUGCAAGUGCCAUCUCCGGAAGAGAGACUCGCGGCCCAGAUCUACCACCUCGCGUCGCAGCAUCAUACCAGCGAGUAUAACCGCGCAAAGUUUGGACCUCUGGGUUCACCCGCUCCCUACGUCCCCCUUUCCAUCCAGUAUCCCGAUCAUUUUAAGGAGCUUCAGACCGUCCAAACUCAUCUAUUGCAGCUAAGAACAUGGUGGCCGAGCAACAAGUCUCUGUCCUCGCAGCAACAGGCCACCACCAUUGUGGAGCCGCACUCGCCUGUUCCUCUUAUUACAUCUAAGCCUGACGUUGUCGAGCUGCAAUCUGAACUAUCGGCAGCUAUCGACGAGGCCCCGUUAGCCUUCGCUCAGCGGCAGCAACAGCUCCCGCAGUUUCCCAUCAAAACCUCCGCAACGCAUCCUAUCAACAUCUCCAUGAUUAUCCCUCCGGAACUAAUGUCUGUCAUCACCUCUCACCUAACCCGGUCCCGACAACCAUCCCCCACCAUCUUCGACAUUCCUCCCGCUUGCUCCCUCGAGCGCCUCACCCUCCAGCCCCCUCCCUACUACGACGUCACCCCCCUCCCCCCAUUCGCCAUCCCUCCGAAUCCUUCAAGACCUCGACUCUCCAAGCCGCUCCCCAAUGCCAAAGAAUUCGCUACAGUCUUCUCCAGCAGCACGUCCUUCACAAAGGCGAUGCGAGCCGCCAUGGACUGCAAAAUACCAGGUGUCGGCAGAAAGUACUCGUUUGCCGACGCUGACGCUAUAACGGUCACCGUUGCUACCGUACAGUCGACGUACGGCUUGCUGACGCGGUCGCCAUCCAACAAGCGGUCAAAUAGUCGCGGGAGUGCCGCCUCAGUCGUCCCUUCGAAGCGCGAGAUUACCGGCGACGAAAAGCCAGAAGCUACAUGUGCUAUUGAGGACGAUCUGCCUGACGCCGACGCCGGCUUUGGCACCCCUACCUUCCCAACGCCUCCCCAGUCUAAAAUCGGCAAUCUUUAUUUGUCGUCAUGUCCUGGGAAGAAAGUCCGUCUAGACGGUCCGGUAAAAGGUCGGGGGAGUGUAUGCAGGGACCUUCGCUCAGAUCUCCAAAGAAUCAAAGAUCUGGGUGUCGGGUGUGUUAUCUGUUGUCUGGAUGACGUCGAACUGGACUUCCUGGGCGCAUCCUGGACCGAAUACUCCAGCAUAGCACAGGAUAUAGGUCUGGAUGUUCUGCGGAUACCCAUGCCCGAGGGCCUAGCACCCCUAACUCCGCAACUCCUCGACGAACGUCUCAGCCAAGUAAUCGAGUCCUACACCCUGCGCGGCGUGCCCAUCCUCGCGCACUGCCGCGGUGGCGUCGGCCGCGCGGGCCUCGUCGCCUGCUGCUGGGUGCUGAAGCUCGGGCUGUGCGGGUGGAUCGAGACGGACCCGCGCCCGCGCGUGCUCCUCGAGGCCGGCGAGGUCAGGCGCGAUACGAUGCAGCUCGUCGAGCGCGUCAUCGCGCUGAUUCGGCGGCGGCGCAGCAUCAAGGCGAUCGAGACGUACGAGCAGGUCAAGUUCCUCGUCGAGUUCGUCGAGUAUCUGCGCGAGCGCGCACCCGCGCCGGUGGGCGAGGUGGUCGUGGGGCUGAACGAGGUUGCUGUCUAAAGGGAGUGGGGUUAAAACAAUGCAAACACGCUUUAUAUCGGGGACGCUGGGACCGGUCUCACACAUCGCUAUCGCCGUUUUCUCGUUGAGGUAUGUAUAAGGAACAGGGUAAUGUAUCACACUCCUUUCUCCUCUCGUUGUCUUGCAUCGUCAUCCGUAAUAUUUUGUUUAUGUGUAAAUUGUAUUCGGUCGUUUAGUCGUAGCAUACCCUGUCCGUACUGUACCCUGCGACGGCCUGCGUUACAUAGCUAAUCUGGAAAUAUGUCAAUACGUGGAUUUCUCGUGGGUGAUUCUUCCUCUGUCUCCAUGCC
Gloeophyllum trabeum ATCC 11539 is the source of this 2126-nucleotide messenger RNA. Its product is annotated as phosphotyrosine protein phosphatases II. Gene Ontology annotation, biological process: dephosphorylation. Gene Ontology annotation, molecular function: phosphatase activity. NCBI's taxonomy places the organism in Eukaryota, Fungi, Basidiomycota, Agaricomycetes, Gloeophyllales, Gloeophyllaceae. The record is from RefSeq and is a predicted model, not a curated record. Gene Ontology annotation, cellular component: nucleus. The coding region runs from base 85 to 1815 and encodes 576 amino acids. The transcript is spliced from 7 exons.